AUGUCCAUCCGCGAUAUGGAGCACGAGAUCGCAGGGCUGACAGAUCGAGCCGCACGGGACGAGCUUUGCGUGGAAGAUCUUAGCCAGUCGACUUUCGGCAUCGUGGAUGCCGGCAUCGCUGGGGGAAUGCUUGGCACUGGAAUCAUAAACUUCCCGCAGAGCGCAUCGAUGGGUGGCGAGCUCAG
Symbiodinium necroappetens is the source of this 185-nucleotide messenger RNA. The record is from the annotation of a GenBank genome assembly. NCBI's taxonomy places the organism in Eukaryota, Dinophyceae, Suessiales, Symbiodiniaceae.